This is a messenger RNA of Effrenium voratum, 1074 nucleotides long. The record is from the annotation of a GenBank genome assembly. NCBI's taxonomy places the organism in Eukaryota, Dinophyceae, Suessiales, Symbiodiniaceae.
AUGCUGAUGGCUGGAAUCCGCCUUGGCUGCAAGCAUGGUCACUUCAUGCUGCUGUUUCUGUGCAUCCCGCGGACACCAGUAGCAAUUGGCGUGGUGCUUCCAGGAGCAAGCCAAGGAUGUUGGGCCGGAGGUUACACAUAUCAGCGCUGCUGUGUGGGUCGCGAGAGAGACUGCUUCCCGUCGGAAUUCGGCAAUCGAUUCGAUGAAACGACGUGUUGCUCCGCGAUGGUGGAAGCGAUGGGCGCCCUCGAGGAGCUCGGCUUGCCCCUGGCGAGCCGGGCGCCUUCUCCUGCGAUCGGGCGCUGCGUGGAGGAAAGCCUUUCACAUGCAGAAGAAAGCCUCGCCAGGAACUCCUUCCUCUCCACCUUGCGCUGCAUUGCUUCGCUGCAAAGCGUCGACGUGGUGUUGGAUGCCUUCCUCGGCGGUGGCUUUAGCCUCGCAGCAGUGGCGCAGGGGCUGGAUGUGCCUAAAAGCCGGAGAAGGCCACCCAGCGUAUUCAGCUUUGAAAAGCACAAGUACUUGGUGGAUGAGGCCCUUGCUCCAGCUGGCCCUGUGGGCGAUGCUUGGCCCACGACGGUUGCGAACCUCACGGUGCCUGACACAGAGCCCUCGUCCAACCUCGUCACACUGAAGGAACAGCUGCACAGCUACCAACUUUCAGUGAUCCAGGCCAAAAGCCGAGCCGUCCAUGAGGACCAGCGUCCUGAGAUCCUCAUUGGACACGGCCUUCCUUACAACUUGGCUUCCCUCAGCGGCUACCAGUGGAACGCGCUUGACAUCCUGUGCCAACAUCACGCACCAGUUGACUUGGUCGUUAUGGAUGCAGAGGCGGCCCUGUCCCAGGAGUGGCUCAUCAUUGAGACGAUUUGUAUGCCACGCCUGGUGGCACUUUUCGGAGUCAACAUUCACGGAGCUUCUAGCUGGAUAAAGAAUCGAUUGGAGAUGCUGAACACCUGGCAGCUUGAGGCCAAGGGAGUGGUGAAGUUGGGGAGCAAGCCGUGGAAAGCGAUGGCGGAAGUGCGGCGGCUCCGAGCGUGGGCAUUGUUCUCCAACCUGGCAGCUGACCCGCCGUGA